AUGUACACAUACGUGUAUGAAAGUGCUCGCACAAACACAAAAGAGGUUCUAAAAGACAUCGCCCCUGCGAUCCUACACCAACCACGACCCCUCAGUCCCGAGCACGAGCCUACCACGGCCCGGCAAGGACCAGACCACGAGGCAACGGCACCCGGCCAGGACCCACACGAGCGACCACGACCCGGCCAGGACCCGACCACGAGGCCAACGGCGACACGGCCAGGACCCGACCACGAGGCAACGGAGACCCCGGCAGGACAGACCACGAGGCCAACGGCGACACCGGCCAGGACCGCCACGAGCCAACGGCACCGGCAGGACCCGAGCACGAGGCCGACCACGACCCCGGCCAGGACCCGACCACGAGUCCGACGGGCGACCCCGGACACCGACCACGACCCCGGGACUCAGGACCAGAUCCACGAGGCCGCCACGACCCCGGCAAGGACUACGACCACGAGGCCGGCGGGCGACCCCGGCCCAGGACCCGACCCCGCCCCGACCACGACCCCCUGGCCAGGGACCCGACACGAGUGCCAAGGAGACCUGCCAGACCCCACAACGGGCCAAACGGAGACCCCGGGCCAGGACGCCGUUAACACGAGGCCGACCACGGCCCAUUGCCAGGACCCGACCACGAGGGGUCUACGUCGACCCCGCGCCAGGACCUCCGACCACGAGGCCGGACGGCGUACGGACAGUGUAUGGCCACACGGGGCCAACGGCGACCCCGGCCAGACCUCGACCACGAGGCCGACGGCGACAUUCGGCCGGGACCCGAACCACGAGGUCCUAACCAGGACCACGGCCAUAAUCGACCACGCGGCCACCGACCCCUUGCAGGAACGACCAUCGAGGCCGACGGGACCCGAAACCGCACAAGCCCAGUCCUGCCCCUGA
Molecule: messenger RNA, 900 nt
Organism: Pecten maximus
Lineage: Eukaryota; Metazoa; Mollusca; Bivalvia; Pectinida; Pectinidae
Product: mucin-2-like
Exons: 2
Coding region: 1-900 (299 amino acids)
Source: RefSeq, a predicted model, not a curated record